Molecule: messenger RNA, 1863 nt
Organism: Pyricularia oryzae 70-15
Lineage: Eukaryota; Fungi; Ascomycota; Sordariomycetes; Magnaporthales; Pyriculariaceae
Exons: 2
Coding region: 1-1863 (620 amino acids)
Source: RefSeq, a predicted model, not a curated record
AUGGGAAUCCGAAAUUUGGCAACAAACAUCAAGCCCUACUCCAAAGACUGCGUUCUCGAUUCCAGCUCCAGAAUUGUCGUUGAUGGGCCCAGCCUCGCAUACCACAUAAUUUCCUUGUGCUCGCCUAGACAGGGAGCCACGACACCCUUUCAGCAACCCAGCUACGAUCUCUUGGCUGGCACAGCUUUGGCAUGGCUACAAGAGCUGGAACGACAUGGCCCUACGGUUGCUGCCAUAUAUUUCGAUGGACACUUGCCGAGGCGAAAGCUGGCAGAGAGGCUCGAGCGAUCCACUAAAGUCUCUCGGCAACUAAAUAACUUCUUCCUCUCUACUCCUCACGGUGUUUCGGAGAUCACACCAUGCAUAACGUCAGUAGAGGCCGUCAGGCUCUUUUCCUUAGAUGGCAGGUUAGCGACAAGCACUCCCUCGGGCUCGGGGACGCUGCCAAUCCCUUCGUUUGCAGUCGGCACCAUAUAUGACGCUUUGCGAUACUCGGAGCGGUAUGGAUCCUUGACAAAGCUUGUCCCUGAGGAGGCAGACUGCUACUGCGCCGAGUCUGUACGUGUCGCAGGAGGCAUCAUCUUGACCUCGGACUCGGACUUGUUAGUCUUUGAUUUGGGCGAGGACGGCAGUGUGACGUUGUUCCAGGACAUUGGAGUUCCAGCAGCCGGCAAAACUGCAGGAUCCGUAGGUGGCUUCCACGCUCGGACGUAUACUCCUGCAAAGAUAGCCAACAGGCUCGGUCUACCCAAAGCCUACGGCUUGUCCGCUCUUGCCUUCGAGAUCCAUAUGGACACGCACAUUAGCCCAGGCAAAUUACUCGAAAAGUCGAGACAGUCCGCCGCCAUCAAAGCAAACCCCAAAGAGUACGAGGUGUUCAUGGAGCAAUAUCGGCUAUCCCCCCAGGACAUAACUACCGCGGCCAUGCUUUCCAUUGAGGAGAUGAAGCCAAUGGAUUCGAGGACCUCAGAGCUUGUCAUUCAAUCCCUCAGCCCUGUCAAUGUGAGCGCGUCCGAGGUUGGGGAUGGCACUGGUGAGGCUUCAAAUGAAGCAACCAUGUUUCUCCCUGCUCUUGUGGAUGCAUGGUCACGAAGCAGCGCAUGGGAGAUGAGCACCUCUGUUAGGGAAUUAGCCUACAGCGUACUCCAGCUUGCCCAGGACUCGGCUAACAAACACAGCCAAGUCCGCGAGUACAGGCGACUAUUGUCGACCAAACCCAGUGGUACGCUGCUGGAGCUGUCCAAUUGUGGUGAUAUCGACGUCUCUUGCACAAGGUUGACAGAGAUCAUCAAAAAGAUCCGUUCUAUUAUGACCAGUCAGGACCCAUCCCUAGCUUGGACUGUCUUUGGAUUCCAUGAAGAAUUACGCUGCUCUCAAGAAGCAGGAAAGCAGCCACUGGGGCUACAUGUCCUUACUUACUGGACUAAUUCAGAUGGCACCAUCCGAGACACUGCCUCUUGGGACAUUCUUCACUUCGUCGCGCAGACCAACGGUCUGUUCUACUCCUUGGGAAUGCUGCGGCAGGCACUCGACUUUGUUGCCGGGCGCAAGCCUCUCCCAUCGCCCGCUUUGAGAGGUCUUUCAGACGAGCUUUGCCAUAUACCACAUGUCACCAAGUAUUGCUCCGUACAUGAUGUCAAGGAUCUUCCACAAAGACUGAAAUCUGCCGGCGGGCUGGACGCCCUGCAAGAAAUUGCCGACUUGUCAAAGCCGAUUGCUUUUGACGACAGACCAAAGCUUCAGGGCAAGAGUAAGAAGAAAAGGAAACGAACAGCAGAUGCGUCGGGCGCAAGAGCCAGUCCAAAGAUGGCCGGUAAGGGCAGGAAUAUGUUCUCAAUAUUGGAUUCUAUGGGAUCGGACUGA